AUGUCGACCUUUGAUGGAAUCGUCCAAGAAUUUCCUUUCAUCACUAUCGAUUACUUCCGCAAAAAUCCAGAGCGGCCACCUCCUCUGGCCUGCUUCCUCAGCCAUGCCCAUAGCGACCACCUUCAAGGACUUGAGUCCUUCAGAGCCCCCUUCAUUUAUUGCUCGGUGGCUACCAGAGAGUUGCUUCUGCGGAUUGAGAAAUAUCCCCAUCGAAUGAAUUUCAAUAAUGGCGUCCUUGAAUCCAGAAGGCUGCAUUACAAGCAUUUGUCGAAACUUCUGAGACCCGUUCCUUUGAAUACACCAACAGAGAUCGAUCUGACCCCCAGGCUCUCUAUCAGAGUCACCCUUCUAGACGCAAACCACUGCACUGGCGCUGUGAUGUUUCUCAUUGAAGGCGAUGGAAAAUCUAUUCUGUACACCGGUGAUAUACGCGCGGAACCAUGGUGGAUCGAUGGUAUCGUUCGACACCCAGUUAUGAUCCCAUAUACUUUGGGAAACAAGCGGUUGGAUAAGGUAUAUCUAGAUACUACAUUUGCUCACACAGGUCACACAUUCCGUACCUUUCCAACAAAAGCCGAUGGCAUCGCCGAGCUUUUAGGCAAGCUAGAACCGUAUCCAGAAAACACCCUAUUCUACUUCCGUGCGUGGACGUUUGGUUAUGAAGAGGUUUGGGUGGCACUCGCGGCUGCCCUAAAAUCUAAGAUCCACGUAGAUCGAUAUCAAAUCGGCCUGUAUAAAUCUGUUUCAGCUUCCUGCAGAGAAGGCAGCGGGGCUACUGAAGCACCUUCUCUUUGUGGGUUCGAACUCGGUAAUAGGUUCAUACCUGGCUGUCUGAGCGAAGAUGAGCGGUCUCGUAUCCACAGCUGCGAACCAGGAGUUCAUUGCCCCGUCGCGUCUUCAAAGAACACUGUCUAUGUAACACCAAUUGUAAGCCGAACCGCGGACGGCUCCGAUGUUCCCGAGGUGGGAACUGGAGGUGGAUUAGGUAAUUUAUACCAGAUCCACGAACUGGAGCUUCCUGAUCAAUCCUCACUUGUCAAACUAGAAGAGCUCUGUAGCGAAAAGAUACAUGAUCCACAGGCUCUUUUCAAGGCAAGGGAAGCUCUCUUCAAAGCAUUCAAGUCCAAAAGCAAGACACUAUCGCUCGACAGCUAUGGAUUGAAAGACGCUCACGAAAUGCCACUAGAUGAGCUCGUGAGUAUGCUUAGCCGUGGUCGCUUGGGUGAAGAGUCUACAACCCCUGGGGAUUUGAAACCAUCGACUAAAAUCCUGGAGGGAACCGGGAAGCCUCUCCCAAGAAGUAUUAACUUUCCCUACUCUCGCCAUUCCUCUUACGCCGAGCUGUGUGAGCUGCUGCGUACUUUGAAACCUCGGGAUGUUUACCCCUGUACAGUGGAUCCUCUUGAUUGGGAUGAAGACAUUUCUAUGCAGAGCCUAUUUGGCCACCUCUGCUCCGACAGCGUGUUUACCCACGACCAAUACAUGCGUGAAAUAACCGCCACGAAAAAUGGCGAACCCCCUAGGAAAAGAAGAAGGCAUGACGCCACAUCUUCGACCCAAUCAACCCAGCAGUCAUCGGCUACAACUGACAAUAACGGUAUUUCGCAAGCCUCACAAUCUUCUCUUCGAGCAGUUGCAGAAUCAAGGGGUUCUCUAGCCGAGGUGACUUGUGGUCGUCCAUCCGCCUCGGAAACCUCUACAUCCAGACCUCCUGCCACCUCAUCACCUCCACCAUCACCUUUGUCUAAAGGGCCGCCGCAACCGACCCCACAAACGUUGGAAAUAAUUGAAAAUUCCACUAACACACCAAAUAACGACUCUCUUAAAAUCCCCUCCCUUAGUCCGGAAACCGCGAAGGUGAGGCGGAAUACCAUCCGUCAAGCAUGGCACCUCCUCCAUGAUGACGAGAAAUCCCAACACGAAGACUUUCUUCUCGGGCCCCUUCCAUCCUCAUGGCCAACAGACAGGGAAAUUUCUCACCAGGGCCUAUCUAUGCCAGAAACGCAACUGCCCGAGGUGGCCCUCGACAAAUCUUCCCAAGCGACGGCAGUCAACGAACCUAAUACUGAAAAUUCUCAGUCUACGACAACUUUCCAGCGGGGAGAGGCACGUUCUUUCCAUGAAGAAAACCUAAUCACAGAGGUGGACGUGGUCAUGAACACUGAUUAUUCCGAUACGAACACCGAACACCAAACAACCCCACAGCCCUCCAGCCAACACACGGUAUCCUCAUCCGCAUUCGCUUCGCAAAGCCAGAACCAACAAGCUCAAGAAGUCGAGCAUGAUUUCAUAAGCGACGAGUACUACAUUCGCGAGCAUGAACAUCCAGGUCCUGAAACAAGCGCGGGUUGUAGCUCAGCAGCCCAACCACGACCCUUUGUCCGACGGGAGUCGUCCAUUCGGAAUCGGAUGGUGGCAUAUGCCGCAGCAAGAGAAGAUAGUUAUGAUGCGUGGGCAGCAAUGUCUCUUACUUCAGCGGGCAAUAAUCACACAGAGGAGGAAGUUGAACUAUAA
Molecule: messenger RNA, 2514 nt
Organism: Aspergillus puulaauensis
Lineage: Eukaryota; Fungi; Ascomycota; Eurotiomycetes; Eurotiales; Aspergillaceae
Product: putative DNA repair protein
Exons: 8
Coding region: 1-2514 (837 amino acids)
Biological process (GO): interstrand cross-link repair; double-strand break repair via nonhomologous end joining; protection from non-homologous end joining at telomere
Molecular function (GO): 5'-3' DNA exonuclease activity; damaged DNA binding
Source: RefSeq, a predicted model, not a curated record